AAGGAUGGAAAUGGAAAAAAACAAUGUGAGUGAUAAGUGAAAAUAUGGCAAAAUCAAAAAGUUAAGUUUUAUUAAAGUAACAUUUAGGCUUAUUUCUUAUCGACUAAGUUCCCUAAGUUUUAAAAUAUAUAAAAUAAUGACCCACGUCGAGAAACGCCAAAGUCGCCCAGGCAAAGAGGCAAUUCAUUCUGGACAUUUUAUGGUAUCACAAUUCGAAGCUGAAGAUCAGGAUGAUUUUGAUGACCUAGCUAUACCUGUACCUGAUGAAGAACAAAACGCCCCUAAAGAAUCUGCAGUAGCCACCUACACAUUGCCUACGACCUCUGAGAUAUUUCAACAUUCAGAUAAAGAAGAUAGUAAACAACAUCAACAACUUUCUAUUGAAAUAUCACUUACAAAAUUAUUUAAAUGUAUGACUUUAGCAUAUCGACAAAAACUAACUUCUCCAAAAUGGAACCGUUUCAAAGGUAUAAAACUGCGGUGGAAGGACAAAAUAAGAUUGAACAAUGUCAUAUGGAGAUGCUGGCACAUGCAAUUUAUAAAGAAACAAAACACUUUAGUCUGCCAGUUCGCAUCCCCAUUAGAUGUUGAUACGCAUGUGAAACCAGAGACAACAAUAUUAGAAGGCAAAUAUUGGAAAAGGAGAGCCGAAGCAGUAAUAGCGGAAUAUAAAAAAUGGCGCAUGUUUCAUAUUAUGAGGCUCUUCGGCAAGGGGGACACCUCUGUCCAGGAUUCGAUGUCAAAACUAUGCGGUUUUCAGAUGUCGGACAUGGACACAGUCGAGUCUCAGUGCAGCGACUUUGCUGCCAACAUGCUCACCGAUGAGGACUACCUGACCUUCAUGAGUGACACACUCUUUUCAACCAUCACAAAUCAUCAACCUUUCGCAUUUCCAGAUUGCAGGGAAAUCGCCAGAGGUGCAAGCUUAGCUGAUUUCAUUCAACCAAGCUUAGGUCCUUUGCAACCAAAUCUCGAUGAUUUGAUGGACACUCUUGAACCGUUCCAAGAGCUCCUGUCAAGUUCACGUUUGCCGCCUGUACCGGAAGAGACGACAAUUUCUUCUGAAGAUCCCUUAUACAGGAGUGGAAUGUCAGUAGAUUCUUAUAAUCCGCAGAACUAUAUUGCUGACAGUCAAAAUACUACAACAGUCGCAAUGCCUACCAGUCAGAUGACUAUUCAUGGUACCAACAGUAACACCCAAAUUAUAUCAAUGUCUGAGCCAGCAAAAAAUGACCAAUUACGAGUGUACAAUGGACGGCUGUUUGCUCCGUCAGAAUUGUCUAAUAAUAUUCUCGGCACGCAGGAGAUGUUGCCCUCGUUUCCUCAGAACACUUAUGAACAGCAAAGUGCAACGCACUCCGAACAAAUGCAUGGCAACGUCUACGCAAGUAAGUCGCCUCGAGUGCAGUUUGUUAAUACGCAAACCAAGAUUCUUCCUCAACAGGACACAUGCUAUCCUAAAUAUAAUUCCGCUUUACCGCCAUCACAGACCGCACCAGAAACUGUAUCAUUGCUACAGCAGCCGGUACAGAAUUCUAAAUAUGCUUCCACCUUAGUGAUACAAGGAAGAAGUGGGUACGGCCGAGAGAAACCGCGGUCUAGACUAAAUCAUUACUCGGGCCAGGUGGCGAACAACCACUACCAUGGUUACUCGCAACCUCUGCAGAACCCAGUGCAUGUGGCCCCACAGAACUAUGAGGUGAGGCCGUCCGUGCGACACUCCCCGCCCCAAAUGCAGUACCUGCAACCGAACCCGGUAGACUUUAAGGCGAAAACCUCAACGAACAGCGUCAACACGCGAUCGUUUAAGUUGCCUUCGCCACCACUAGUUCCGGUAACCUCUCAACAGGUGCAGGUCGCGGUGGGUGUAAACGUUGUGAGCGGCCUGAGUGCGGCGAGUGCGAAGAGCGCCCGUAACAAGGAACAAUACCGCUCGCACAGCUUACCACUGGGUGCGCAGCUUGGCGCAGACUGGGCGGUUAGCGCGCCCGCGCACACGCAUACGCCCUCCCAUACGCACACACACGCACAUGCGCACUCGCUCGACGCCUCCAGCACGCACGCCUCGCGGACGCGCGAAGUAACUCCCGGAGCUAUUCGCAUCCGGUCGAGGUCGUCGUCGAGUGGCGUCUCGGCGGAGAGCGCGGCUGGUGGCGGUAUUGGUGGUGGUGGGGGUGGAGGGGCCGUAACACGCCGUCCGCCGCCGCUCACGAGUGUGGCCUCCGAACCCACGCUGCCGCAGGCCAGCGUCAUGCUCGCACAACUGCUUUCAGCUCAACACUCUCAAAGCUUGUAUAAAUUGAAUAGUAGCCUAGAGGAAAGUGUCGGAGUCAGUGAUCCCACAAAGUCCCCCGUCCUCAGAGGACAGCCUUCGCCCAUUGGGAGUGAUAUCAUAUCGCCCCACCAUUCGCGUGCGCAGUCGCUGUCGCCGCCGGGCUCGCCGGGCUCGGAGCGCGCGGGGUCGCCGCGGGAGUCGCGCGAGGCGCGCCGCACGCACCUUCACGCGGAGCAGAAGCGUCGCUACAACAUCAAGAAUGGUUUCGACACGCUACAGGCGCUCAUACCACAUCUCAACACAAAUCCUGCCGCUAAGAUAAGUAAAGCUGCUAUGCUACAAAAAGGGGCCGAGUAUAUUAAACAGUUGAAGGCAGAGAGGAAUCAAAUAAAAGAAGAAAUGGAAAGCUUACGACAGCAGAUCGAAUGCCUAAAUAAUUCCAUUUCCAACUGCCACUCGCUGCUGCCGGCGACGGGCGCGCCCGUGUCGCGCGGGCGCGCGGGCCGCCUGCGCGAGAUGUUCGCCGCGCACGUGGCCGCGCGCACCGCGCACAACUGGAAGUACUGGCUCUUCAGCGUAGUGAGCGCGGCGCUGGUGGAAUCGUUCAGUGCGUGCGUGUCGUGCAGCAGCGCCGCCGACCUCGUGCGGACCACGCUGCUAUGGGCCGAGCAGCACUGCUCGCUCGUCGAGAUGCGCCCCGCGGUGCUGAACUCGCUACGAGUCCUCUGUACGACGACUGACAUCCUGACGAGUCCGGAGCGCCUCGCGGACGAGGCGCGCGCCGCCGCCGCCGCCGCCGGCGUCAAGCGCGAGCCCACGUAGCGAACACCGCCGACGCCGCCCGACUCCGCCCGACACCACCAGCCUCCUACCGACUUACCGUCCACCCGACCAGUCGUGAGAAUUACGCCUUUCGGUGUAGAAAAUUGCUUGUGAUAAAAUUACAAGUUUUAGGUAUAACGUACCUACUUUUACCGUAAUGAUUAUAUCCCAUUAUUAGUAAAAGAUACCCUUCGUUAUAUGAAAUUUGUAAUUUCAUUAUCGAAUUGGUCGUUGUGUAAGUUUAUUUGCAGCUUACUUAGGUAUUGAUUAUCAAUUGAGCCGAACAUUACGCCGUGUUCGUGUAAACUUGACUCGACGAAUGUAAUCGAUGUCUGAAUAUUAGUUACAGCGCUAAAUAGAAUGUGUGAAAUCAUUCCGUGGUAAUGUUCUAAUAUACGUAGUACCUCUGUGAAAUAUUGAAUUGAUUAUAUCUAAAUAUUAAUUAUUUAAUCAUAUUGCAUUUGUAUAAUUAUUUGAACUAUUCUCAAUAAGACGCAUGCAUAUGAGUACAAUGAAUUUUACCUUUAUUUUAUAUAUUCAUUGCAAUCAAAAUUGUAAAAGAUGGACGAAAUUGAAAAUAAUAUAUCAAUUGAUAAUAUUGAGACAUUCAAAUACAUAUUCAUGAGGUAUGUGCUUAUACUGACUGGGUACGUUUGUUAGCGAUUAGAUUGCUUUGUACCUAAAAUAAUUAAUACUCAACAAAGGCAUUAACACAAUGGCGGUGUUCCCGGCCAUAUAUGAAUAUGUGCAAUUAGUUUUGGUGUUCACAUAUUGAUCUAACGAUCAAAACGCACAAUUUUAAUUUUAUUAAUUUUGACGGGUAUCGGUCGAGCUUAAACAAUUCCGCAGUAAAAUAAAUGUGUAAUGAUUAUCUGACAGUUGUAUUUACGAUUAUUGGACAAAAUAUUUAAUUUUAUUAGUUCAAUAAUUUACGAAAAUCAACGAAUCUUAAAUAUUUUUAAUCCAAAUAAGACCGAGUGUAUGUAAAUACUAAUAUUAAUUAUAAUGAAAGUGAAUCAGUGACUUGUUAUUGUGCCUUCUCUAUUAAUAUUUGACAAUGUAAGGUUUAAGCCCUUGUAGUUUCUACCAAAGAUUGAUAUGUCCAAUCUUAUGACCACCGUGUGGGGACCUAAUAUUCCAAGCGUAUCGCUGUGUGCGCGUCAGCUGUCCCGUCCCGUUGCAAGUGAAUACCAAUAUAGUCAUUAAGCGAAAAAAGAGAAUUUAUUAAAUAUGUCGAGAUUUAAUUUAGAAUUACUAUAAGUAUAUUUACGCGAGUAAGUAACUUUAAGUAAGUAAAUAUUUUUAUAUGGUUUGUGUCUUGACACGAAUAUUUUUAUAUAAACUGUAUAAAUCGGUGCCAACGUAAAUAUUGUUGUAAUUUGUUAUAUAGUAAUAUAAUUUUCUAAUGUAUCGUUGACUCUGGUAACACGUUGUUUGGAGGCGCAAUCGCCCUCGAGUGAGCUUUAAUGAGUUAUUUGCAAUUGUUGUUCUUAUGGAAAUACAGUUUGAAAUGAAAUCUA
Molecule: messenger RNA, 4617 nt
Organism: Nymphalis io (European peacock)
Lineage: Eukaryota; Metazoa; Arthropoda; Insecta; Lepidoptera; Nymphalidae
Gene: Mondo
Product: carbohydrate-responsive element-binding protein
Exons: 17
Coding region: 137-3097 (986 amino acids)
Biological process (GO): regulation of transcription by RNA polymerase II
Cellular component (GO): nucleus
Molecular function (GO): protein dimerization activity; DNA-binding transcription factor activity, RNA polymerase II-specific; RNA polymerase II cis-regulatory region sequence-specific DNA binding
Source: RefSeq, a predicted model, not a curated record